AUGGUAAGUGGUUGAUUUUUUUUGUUUGUUUUGUGUAUUUAGAUGGGAACUACAUGCUGUAAGUUCGAUGAAGUGUGUCGAAUAUGACCAUGUGUGUUUUUACUUUCUUGACGAGGUGUUUGACGUUUUCAUUUGUCUAGUGAAAGAUCUCUAAUAUUCCCUUCUUUUGUUAGUAAAAUAAUAUGGGAACGCUGUUUUGGUGCUGUUUUUACGAUUCUACCGGCUAAAUUCUUUUUAUUACUUUUGAAAAGACCUACUUGUUCUUUUAUUAUCAUGUGUUUACUUCUGUUUAGCAGCAAAACUCUUAUUUAUAUUGUUUUAGUCAGACACCACUCGCUCUCCUGGACGUACCGCCGCUGCUCGACCAGCUGGAGCUGGCGCCGUCCGUCAACGUCGGGCUGCCCCAACCUCCGGCUCAUCCGGAACUGUGCGCACUCGAGCUCCUGCUAAUUCCGCUGGCAUGUGGAGAUUCACAACUGAGGAGUCCACUGGAUUGAAGAUGUAAGACUUUUUUGUUUUUUUUCGUGGUUUAGGGGUUGAAUACUGGAGUGGCCGCGAUAUCUUGGGUAGAUUAUGGAUUAAGCGUUGUAAUGGGACGAAGGUUUGAUAGAAUGUUAAAAACAAACCCCAUUACGAACCUGAUGUUAUACUUGACCUCUGAGACAAGUCUUCCUUUUUUAUUGGCAAAGAGUGGUACUUUUGAUCCCAAAAGGCAAAGCUUCUGAACAAACCUGUUAUAUUCUUGUUUCAUCUAUCUUUUUUACAGCCUCCAUGUCAUUCCAACCUAUUUUUAUCAUGAUUUUUUUUUCAGCGGGCCAGUCCCAGUACUCGUUCUCAGCUUGGUUUUCAUCGCUUCAGUGUUCGUUCUCCACAUCUGGGGAAAAUACACUAGAACCACGUCGAGCUAA
This is a messenger RNA of Bursaphelenchus xylophilus (pine wood nematode), 908 nucleotides long. NCBI's taxonomy places the organism in Eukaryota, Metazoa, Nematoda, Chromadorea, Rhabditida, Aphelenchoididae. The record is from the annotation of a GenBank genome assembly.